UACUAGAAAAUGAACAUUUAUCGUGUUUUUUCAAUUUUUGAAAAGAAAUUCUGAAGAAUUCGGUACUGACUGAGAGUAAAUGAAAAGAAAACUUUCCCCUUUCAUCUGGUGUUAAAUACUCUAUUUACAAUGGUACGCCAGCAGUUCUUUUUCAUCGUUGAUGUUGUCAGGUGGUUUAUUGGCCAUUAUAAAAAAUGCGACAUUUGUGUAAUAACGCAGAAAUAAUAAUAAAGUGAAAGUAAACAAAGAAAGUCAUUUGUUUAAGGCCCUACUGAAAUGUUUACUCCGAUUUCUGAAGUGUCCUGCCUUUACAUAUGGAGAUCAAUAUGAUCUGAGAUGGCAUUAUGCAAUCAAGUCGAAAUGACUUUUCCGUAAAAACGCUCAUUCAAAAAACGUUUCAUUUCGUUUUGCAUAACAUCACUCUUAUUUAGUUGUGACCAGUCGGCAAAGAUAGAUAUCGAUAAUUAAUUGUUUCAUGUUUUUAUAAGUAGUUUGUUUAUUUUGACUCACACGGUAUCGAAAUCAGUUUCCAUUCAAAUAUAAUUACGGUUAUUUUUCAAAUGGAUUUGGUAACUAUUUGACCGACGACACGACCAGGCACUCCGAAGAAAAAUCAGCAUUAAAACUGUUCGCUAACGAUUCACCGCCAGUUACCACAAAUCUAGCGACCCCUUGUAAAUGAUAAAAAUAAUCUUCUCGAGCAACACUGUUUAAGUUGCUAUGGACUAGUUACCAAGGAACCCCAAAACAAAUAAACAUGUUUUGAAAGCGGUGGAAUAGUUCUAUUAGUAUUAAACUUUGUCCAAAUGAAGCAGAAAUGCAUUUAAAUGGACUCGAUUUUCGGAAUUUAAUCGAAACUAUGGAUGAAACCAACGAACGAGGACAAUGAUCUGCUUCCAGCGAUUCAUCCGUACACUUCAACUGCUAGCUUUUCUGGGCAGUAGGAUUCGGUGUAAUAUGCCGGUGUCAAAAUUGUUUUGUGUCGGUUGAUUGCGCAGCAGUGGAAACAGUAUUUCACUUUGUUGGCCACUAUUCGAGGAUUACUAGUGGAAUUCCACGAAGAAAUCAUUUUACCGUACGUUAUGCAGGUACCGCAGAGCACUAGCUUCGCUCAGCUCGUUGUCGGUCAUUUCCAUGUCUUCCUUCUCACACAACGGUUCCAAGUCAAGACCUGAAUUUUGAACUUGGCUUUAUAAAAGACAUAACUCAUACUCCUCAAUUUUUACAUUCCGCUCGAGUCAGGUAAAUCCAUUAAAAUGUUCCGUAAUAUAAUAACCGAUCUGAAAUUUAUUUUGUUUACAUUCAUCUUGCCUUCAAUAUGCAGUAACCAAGGUUAUGGUGACUGUUAUUCAAAAUCAAUAAAUAUAUCAACUUGUGCUGCCAGUUUAAAAAAAUUCACUAGCGUUUUCGAUUUGACAUUUCCAGUUACUGAGGGGUAGUUAAACUUACGAUACAGUUUUGAUAGACGAGUGGCAGGUCGUGUCGUCGAUUUGACUGUGUAGGAGCUGGAUUCCAAUCAAUUUCUAUUUAUGGAAACCGUUUGUACGAUUCGGCAACCCUGAACUGAACAUGCGCGCGCUUUUGACAUUUUUCCAGUGACAGGCAGCUGAUUCGAAAUUUUUCGUUCUCGUGUUGGCAGCACGCCAAGUUCGGGAUAAUCGCGGAUCGUACGUAAAAAGUGCAAAAUUGCUCAAAAGAUUUAUUUUGUUCGGGUAAUUUUCCUUUUUUGGACAACAGAGUAGCACCAUACAUGUCCACACUGCAUUAAAUGAUAUGUGAGAUUCAUUGCGCGGAAGGAUACGCAGUUUUUGGAAAGAUUUUCUCCAGGAUCAAAUCAACACUAAUGUUGGCACGUGUUUGAGGUUAGAUAAAUUUACUGUUGUGUCCAUCGGAAGAGACUUUUGCUUUGGCUGCGUAUAGAACUAGCAUAGAAGUUUGUUACAUAAAGUACUGAUUGUCAAAGGAAGCGUAGACCAUAGAGCCGCAAAAAUGACAACCAAUGACCGAAUAUUAACGGUCGCACUGCAAACCAACUAUGAUCUACGCCGGCGAUUGGUAGCUGGUGGGCACGCGUGGGAGUGUUUGCCAUAUCUUGCGGACUCAAUGCCUAUAGAUCCGGAAUGUCCUCCCACAAAAACAGAACUAGAAGCAGCCGGAUUACUUCCCUCGCAGACCGAUCAGAAUGGCACUGAAGAAGAGCAAAAGGUUGAUCCAGAAAUCUUGUUCGAACAGAUGUUUGAACUGGAUAUCGAUUAUCUGAAAAGUUUGGAUCCAAAGGAUUGGAAAAAUCAGGAUCAUUAUGCGGUACUCGGAUUGAAAAAAAUGAGAUUUGUAGCUACUGAGGACGACAUCAAACGAGCCUACCGCAAGAUUGUAUUGAAACAUCACCCGGACAAGCGAAAAGGCCUAGGCGAGGAAGUUAAAAAUGAUGACGAUUAUUUUCAUUGCAUUACGAUGGCCUACGAAACGUUAGGAACUUUGAAGAACAGACGAGCGUUCGACUCAGUAGAUCCAGAAUUCGAUGAUUCGUUGCCAUCUCAGAGUGAGGUAAAGAAGGACUUUUUCAAAGCGCUAAGAAAAGUGUUUGAGCGAAAUGCGCGAUGGAGCGAAUCCAAAAAGCCAGCACCGCUGCUCGGCGAUGACAACACAGAUCGCGAAAAAGUGGAAAAGUUUUACGAUUACUGGUACAAUUUUUCAAGUUGGAGAGAAUUUAGCUAUUUGGAUGAGGAGGACAAAGAAAAAGGUCAAGAUCGAGAGGAGCGUCGGUGGAUCGAGAAGCAGAACAAGGCUAUUAGGCUGCAACGGAAGAAAGAAGAAUCGGCCAGAAUUCGAUCACUUGUUGACUUAGCCUACAACAAUGAUCCUCGGGUUGUUAAAUUCAAAAAGGAGGACAAGGACCGCAAAUUAGCUGCUAAGCGUGCUAAGCAGGAUGCUUAUCAAGCACAGAAAGCCGAAGAGGAACGAUUGGCGAAGGAAGCUGCUUUGGCUAAACAGAAAGCAGCCGAAGCCGAACAAAAACGUAUCGAAAAUAUUCAGAUUGAAAAGGAAAAGAUUAAGCGUGCCUUAAAAAAAGAACGCAAAACGCUUCGGGAUGCUGCCAAGGCCAGCGAUUACUAUGUGAAUGAUGAAAAGGAGCGAUUGAAACACUUGGAAGGGCUGGAAAAGUUGUGUGAGUCUCUUAAACUUAAUGAAAUUCAAGAAUUCAAUAAAGAGCUUGCGUCUGGUGGUCGUGUGGUGUUUCUUAAAGCUCUUGAAACAUUAGAGCAAAAGUUAGAGGAAGAACGCCGUCUGCAAGCAACUCAGAGUCAAUCUAUCCCCAAUAAUCCGGGACUGAAAGUAAUCAAUCGUAAAGCUCUCUGGAACAAUGACAAUGUCCAGCUACUCAUAAAAGCUGUCAAUUUAUUCCCGGCUGGGACAAUUUCUCGCUGGGAAGUUAUUGCUAAUUAUUUGAAUCAACACGGAACCAACCUAAAUGAUAUGAAAUUCUAUGCCAAGGAUAUUCUGAACAAAGCCAAGGAACUGCAGAGCGGUGAUUUUUCGAAGAGCGAUCUCAAAACUGUAGUAAACCAACAGGCGUACGAGUCAUUCGAAAAAACUAGAAAGGAUUUGAAGGUUGUGGACAAAGCCGAAAUCAGUACAAAGGACAGCGAAGCUCCAACGCAGACCAAAACUGUAAAUGGUCAAUCGCCGAUAAUGAACGGAUCACACGAACCAUCAUCUGAGGAAAAGGAAAACAUAAGCAAAAUGCCGGAUAGCAAAGCUACUCCACAGGACAUCCCUGCGAAGGAAGCCAAGAAAGAAAAGAAGGAAAAGGAAAGUAAAGUUUGGAGUAAGGACGAGCAAGCUUUGCUGGAGCAGGCCAUCAAGACUUACCCGGUCUCGACGCCAGAUCGCUGGGAUCGGAUAGCGGAAUGUAUCCCGAAUCGGACAAAGAAGGAAUGUUUGCGGCGAGUGAAGGAGCUGGUCGAUUUGGUCAAUGCCAAGAAAGACGCUCAACAGGUAGCCAAGUGAAGCGCCCAAAACGUGAAUUAUAGAUAACAACGGUGAAUCAUUCAACAGCUGCUAGCUAAUAAACACUAUCUGAUUUAUCCCUUGCGACUAUUUUAUGUUAGUUUUUGUAAAUAAAUCAUUUGAAACUAGA
Molecule: messenger RNA, 4141 nt
Organism: Malaya genurostris
Lineage: Eukaryota; Metazoa; Arthropoda; Insecta; Diptera; Culicidae
Product: dnaJ homolog subfamily C member 2
Exons: 2
Coding region: 1990-4011 (673 amino acids)
Biological process (GO): 'de novo' cotranslational protein folding; regulation of translational fidelity
Cellular component (GO): cytosol
Molecular function (GO): ribosome binding; Hsp70 protein binding
Source: RefSeq, a predicted model, not a curated record